This is a messenger RNA of Raphanus sativus (radish), 1752 nucleotides long. RefSeq names its product syntaxin-112-like. Gene Ontology annotation, biological process: intracellular protein transport; exocytosis; vesicle fusion. Gene Ontology annotation, cellular component: SNARE complex; plasma membrane; endomembrane system. The record is from RefSeq and is a predicted model, not a curated record. Gene Ontology annotation, molecular function: SNAP receptor activity; SNARE binding. Lineage: Eukaryota; Viridiplantae; Streptophyta; Magnoliopsida; Brassicales; Brassicaceae. The transcript is spliced from 2 exons. The coding region runs from base 276 to 1118 and encodes 280 amino acids.
CGUGAAACUGCAAAAUCGGAGUCUUGUAGAUCUUCUUCUUUAUAACUUCCCCCUCUCUUUCAAAUUUAAAAUCAUUCUUAUUUCUGAUCAUAAAGAAAAAAAAAAUCGCAGAGAAAGAGACUACGAACAGAGAAGAGAGAGACUUAAGUAGCGAAAGUUGAUUUGAUCGGUGGCGUUCCUUGCGUACCAAGCAUUUCUUCUUUAGUUCUUCAUUCUCCGGAGAACAGAACCGUUCGCUUUCUUCUCUCAUCCAAAUCCUGUUCUAGGGUUUCAGCAUGAACGAUCUGAUGACGAAAUCGUUCCUAAGUUACGUGGAACUCAAGAAACAAGCCAGGAACGAUACAGAAUCAGAGCGCGACGUCGAGAAAGGGGAACUCAACGAAGAAGCCCUCUCUGGUUUCUUCAAAGAGAUCGAAUCAAUCAAAACCCUAAUCGAAGAGAUCACUCAUCUCUUACUCGAACUGCAGAACCUAAACGAAGAGACCAAGUCCACGCACAGCGCCAAGAUCCUCCGCGGAUUGAGAGACAGGAUGGAGUCAAACAUCGUAGCCGUCUCUCGCAAGGCGAACACAGCCAAAACCCUGAUCGACGCCAUCGAGACGGCGAACCGUAGGAGCGGAUCUUGCGCGGACAGGACACGUGUCUCGGUGACGAACGGUGUCAGGGCGAAACUGAGAGAGGCUAUGGGAGAGUUUCACCGGCUGAGGGAGAUGAUCUUUGCUGAUUACAGGGAAGAUCUCAAGAGGAAGUAUUUUUUAGCGACCGGUGAAGAGCCAAGCAGCGAAGACGUGGAGAAGUUUGGUUUGUUCGAAGUGAAACCAGAGAUGGAUCUGGAGACGAAAGAGAGACAUGAAGCUGUGAAUGAUAUUAAGAGGAGUCUUGACAGGCUUCAUCAAGUGUUUCUCGACAUGGCUGCUCUUGUUGAGACGCAAGGAGAUGGGGUCGAUGAUAUUGAAGCUAACGUGGCUGUUGCGGGGAGCUUUGUGAGUGGAGGAACUAACAGUCUGCUCUACGCGAAUCAGAUGAAGAAGAAGAACAAGAAGUGGGUUGUUUGGGGUUCGGUUUUGGGUGUCAUCGUGCUUCUUGUGUGUUUGAUCUCCAUGCUUGCUUCUCGUUGAAGUGUGUUUUCUGAUUCCUUGUUUGGUGGAGACUUGUUUCUUCUUUUGCUCUUUUGAGUAGUCUCGAUGGAAGCUUGGUACAUUUUUUUUUUGCUCAAGUGAGUUGUAGUGUUCUAGUUUACUUUGUCAUGAUUUUGUUUCAGUAGCUUCCAGGUUUGGUUUGAGUGAAAACAGUAACAUGAUAUAAUGUUCUGAGGUUGUUUUAUCCGAUUAGUAGAUAUCAAUGAAUAUUCUGAACCGGGUCUGAGAGACUCUCCUUACUCAAUGCUUUAUUAAGAGGAACAGAGCAACAUCCCGUAAGUUACCUUCUACUACCUAUACCAAUCUCUACUUUAUAUUGCUGCAAUAUCAGUAGUUAAAGGAAGUUUCUUCCCCGCCUUCAUCUAAAGGAGAAAGCAGAUAUGUGAUAUUUCUCCCAGCUUUGUUGGAUCAGCCGCUGGUUCUCAAGAACAAAUCCCCAAGGUGGCACGAGCAGUUGCAGUGCUGGUGCCUCAACUUCAAGGGGAGUGUGACCGUUGCUUCGGUUAAGAACUUCCAGCAGCUUGUGGAAGACAUUGACCCUUCUCUAGAUGCACCACCUGAAGGACAUGCUAAGAGUGAUACUACAAGUUGGCAAAAUCGGCAAGUACAUUUU